AUGAAGAGACAGAGAAACGAACACGAUGAAGUUACCGUUACCCUUAGAGCCCGUGACAUGUUCUGUAAGCAACUUCAACUACAUUUGUCUCAUAACAUUGAUGAAAAUACCGUUACCCUUGCUAUCAAGGCCUGUCAAGGGUACCCCAAACCCGGAUGCCAAAUUCACGGGUUUGCAGUUUCUUCUGGGUUUUCUUCGUAUACUACAGUUUCAAAUUCUUUGAUGAGUGUGUACACCAACGCUGGCCAGUUUGAUGGUCCCUUACUUAUCUUUGAGACUGUGCUUUACUGA
Molecule: messenger RNA, 291 nt
Organism: Prunus armeniaca (apricot)
Lineage: Eukaryota; Viridiplantae; Streptophyta; Magnoliopsida; Rosales; Rosaceae
Source: the annotation of a GenBank genome assembly